Molecule: messenger RNA, 3315 nt
Organism: Thamnophis sirtalis
Lineage: Eukaryota; Metazoa; Chordata; Lepidosauria; Squamata; Natricidae
Source: RefSeq, a predicted model, not a curated record
CGCGGCUUGGCGUUGCAGCGCGAGGAGCGAGCGAGACAAUGGAGUUGAAGGAUGCCGAUGGGGGAGAGGGGGGAUUCGGCGACUUGUGGAAGUGAAGUCGGAGAAGUAGCGAACUCCCUGCGCCGUAGAGGGGUCUCGAGUGCCGGAGUUUAGAUCGGAGAAACCCGGGUCGGCUUAAGUCUGGCGGGUCUGCGGAAGAUUAUUAGAAAUCUCAAACAGUAAUACUGAAAAAGAGAAUACAUCAAAUACCUUGAGAAACAGAUUACAUAAUUGAAAUUCAGAUCAUGGAGUCUUCAACCAAUCUAGAUGCUGAUACUCAGCUAAUUGUGGAAGAUUGUGCUGGCACCUUUAGUUUGUCUCAUAUGCCAGAUAUUAAAGUUGAACAUCACCUUGAGUCCGGUGUGGAGGAAGGAGCACCUCAGAGUGUUGCUAUGGGGAUGAAAUUCAUUUUGCCCAAUAGGUUUGAUAUGAAUGUGUGUUCUCGAUUUGUCAAAUCCUUGAAUGAAGAAGAGAGCAAAAAUAUUCAAGAUCAAGUGAACUCUGACCUUGAAGUGGCUUCAGUAUUAUUUAAAGCUGAGUGCAAUAUCCACACUUCUCCUUCUCCUGGGAUACAAGUGAGACACGUCUAUACUCCAUCAACUACUAAGCAUUUCUCACCUAUCAAGCAGUCAACUACCUUAACUAACAAGCACAGAGGAAAUGAAGUUUCUACAACACCUUUGCUUGUAAACUGGCAGCUCAGGGAGAAAUGUUGUAUUUAGCUACACGCAUAGAACAAGAAAAUGUUAUUAAUCAUAUGGAUGAAGAAGGCUUUACUCCUCUAAUGUGGGCUGCAGCUCAUGGGCAAAUCGCAGUAGUAGAAUUUCUACUCCAAAAUAAUGGUGGUACACCCUUGCUCUAUGCUGUUCAUGGGAAUCAUGUGAAAUGUGUCAAGAUCCUCUUAGAACAUGGUGCUGAUCCAACUGUAGAAACUGAUUCUGGAUAUAAUUCUAUGGAUCUCGCUGUAGCCUUGGGCCAUCGUAGUGUCCAACAGGUUAUUGAGACUCAUUUAUUAACACUCCUUCAAAAUAUCAAGGAAUAAUAUUAUAGCUAUGGAAUAAAAGAAGAAAUGCACUUCAUUUGAAUACUGAUCAGUAUAAAAGCAUUUUUUAACUGGUAACUUAGUCCAUUCUUAAAUCUUAUUACUUACCAAAUGUGCUUGAAAUGGUAGGUUAGUGGCAUGCAUACUACUUGAUUUAUAAGUAGAAGAGGCUGCCUUUUUCCCCAGCAAACCUUUCCUGUACCAUAGUGCUAGUUUAUUGUUCCAAUAUUUCAUAGUAUUGUCUUAUAACUUUAGAAUUUCUGUUUCACUGUUUACAUAAAAGAAUGGUUAAUAAUAACAAAGCACUUGAAAGCUGAAUUCAAAAAAAAUUAUGGGAUUUAUUCAAGCGACUUUUUUUUUUCUUUUGAGUUAUAUUUUAGGUGAACCAUCUUCAUUUGAGUGAUGUUCAUAGAUGUUUAAAAUUCAAACUCAUCUUAUUUAUAUUUCAUGUAUGCACUUGAAAAAGGAAUUGUAAAAUACUAUGACAAUAUACAAAAUUAUAUCCCAUACUGAUGUAUGAUUUAUACAUUUCAAAUUGAUAGCAAGAUGGUUUUUCAGACUGUAUUAAUCCAAUACUUUGAUUCAGUUGGUACCAAUAGGUGUUUAUGAUGUAUAGUUCUUGUGUCUAUUUAUUUUCAUGUAUAAACAAUCUGUUCUUUGCUGUUUUUAGAAAGGAUUUUUUAAAGUUUACAACUAAGUUCUAAAAUCUUAGAACAGCCUUUUUUUAUGCAAAUAGCUUGUUUUAUUUCAGCGCCACUACUGAAAUAUAUAGGUUUAACAUGAUUUUCUACUAUAGAUUUAAGUAUUUGAAUUGAAUUAUAUAUAUAAUGUGUGUGUCUAUGUGUGUGUGUGUCUGUGUGUUUUAUAUAUAUAUAACACACACAAACACGGACACACAAAUAUAGCUGGCUGAAGCUGUAACCUGGAACGACUGAAAAAAUUAACACUAUUACAAUUAAAAUAUUGGUGUUUUAAACAAGACCCACCUAAAAUAAAUGUACCUUAUUGUAGUGUUUGUCCAAAGCCUUCUGUUUUAGGAAUGUUACAAAAAAUAUCACUAAAUGAAAUUACUCUGGAUUGUAACACAUUUGCAAUCCAUGCAUUGAUAUUAUACUGAAAAUUAUCUUUAUUGCAUGUUAUAUGGAAUUGUUAAUUCUCACACAAAAAGCAUGAGGUAAACAUGUUUCAUUGAAAAUACAGACAUAUGCCUCUAAACUGCUGUGGGGAAGUUGUGCAAUACUUAAUAUAUGGUAGAUUCGCCUAUGAGAAUCUUACUAGCCAAAGAGAAUCCUUUAGCUUCUACUUAUUUUUUUAGGUGGCUGAAAACAUGUGUAUCUCUCAAUGUGUAUUUAAUAUGCUAUGUUAUUAUAUUCUCAAGCCCUUGAGGUAAAACGCUGUUUUGUUUCUAUAGAAUUGUGACUUGAAAGCAACCCUACAUUUUAAAACUGUUUUCCAAGUAUUGUUUUAUAUAAAGUACAAAUUGUGUUUUUGAGCUACUGUCUAUCGUGAUCUUUUCAAAUCUGUUUUCAUAUUGUAUUUUUAAGGAAGUGUUUCCUCAGUAUUUAUAGCAGCAAGCUACAUGUUGCUCUUAUUCCAUACUUCCAAUUCACCAUUAAAUAGUAUAGUUUUCCAUUUUUUUCCUGUAGUUCACUGAAAUUGUAAAAGAUGUUAACAAACCAUUUGCACAGUAUUCAUUACCAUAUAAAUAAAAAUACGCAAGUCAUGUUGAUAAUUUGUCUUCUACAAUAGCAUGCUGAAGACUGCAGUUUUGUUCCAGUUUUAUUGAAAGCAGCUAGACUGCACCAACACAAUUAUAGCUAUUUGGUAAAAUUGAAACAAUUCUUGUCACAACCCAGUAAUAACUAUUUGUAGUACUUGGGUAAAUGGCACUGUUGGAUACUUUCCUACUGUAUAACUUUCCCAGACUGGCCAAAAUCUUAAGAACUUAUCUACAGUAGUCAACUUUUAAGGAGCAUAUCGUUAAAAAUGGGAGGGGGUAUGCUGUAUACUUUGUGUAUCUUAAUUGCUUUUCUCAUCAUUAUUGAGGCAAAGACAAGGAUUUGCCAUUCAUUUCUUCAUUAGUGGCAAUAUGAAAAUGAUUUGCCAUGACCUUCCAGGAAAUUGUUUCAACAUUUCUGUGCAGCCUACAAGUUCUGGGUUUUCCGGUGGUCUUUCAUCCAAAUAGUACCCAAGGUAGAUUUCUUAGCCACGGCUAGAUUAAUUACUAUCUCUAA